AUGGGCAUCAACGGCACAUCUGUGCAUGCGGUGCUGCUCGCCCAAGCCGACCUCACCUGGUUUGGGCUUGCCCUCAUUUUCGUGGAGCACCUCGUCGACCUCCUCGGCACUUACGCUGCGGACCGCGACCUCUACUUGGCCAGGGACGGCUCGAGCAAGGACGGCGUGGGCUCCUCGGGUGUCGCCAUCCAGCAUCCUGACACGGUUGCUGCCUGUGGUGAUGGACUGGAGGACCAAACCCCUUACAGGCUUCUUCUCCCGGGUCUUUGGUGCAAUGCUGCGAUUCGGGCGAUCCAGAGCAACAGCGGCUUCGACUACGCGCUCUUGCUCGACACUAUUCGUGGUUACCUCAAGAAGCUUCACGACGGCCAGCUCGAGGUCAUGUUCAUCUGGACGCCGUCGCGUGACAAAAAGCUUGGGUGGACCCCGCCGCUUGGGCUUUCGGCCGCUCGGCUCAGGGCCCUCAACGAGGCGGCGGACAAGGCGGCUGCAGCUUCCAUGGGACAGCGGUGUCUUUGCACUUUGUUUGGUGUGGGUGUAGCGGAGCACCUCGUGGAGCUCCUCGGCACCUUCGCAGACGAGCAGGACCUCUUCGUAGCCACGGACGGCUCCAGCAAGGAUGGCGUGGGCUCCUCGGGCAUUGCUGUUCAGCAUCCUGACUCGGUAGCUGCUUUCGGCGAUGGGCUGGAGGAUCAGAGCCCGUACAGGAUGGAGGUUCUCGCGCUUGCGUUGGCCCUCGAGGCGAUUGACAUUGCACGGCGGGCUCCCAAGGUACGGUGGCGUCGGGUCUACCUCGUCGUCGACUGCCAGGCGGCGAUUCGGGCGAUCCAGGGCGAGCAGGGCUUCGACUACGCUCUCCUGCUCGACACGAUUCGGCGUUACAUCAAGAAGUUUCGCGACGGCAAGUUGGAAGUCGAGUUUGUCUGGACACCGUCCCAUGGCAAACAGCCCACCUGGGCACCUCAUGGUGGCCUGUGCGCUACGCAGCUCCGUGCUCUCAAUGAGGCUGCGGACAAAGCGGCACAGGCAUCGAUGGAACGACGUUGGACGGGCUCUCACCGGCGUGCCUAUGCACAACGAGCACGUCAUGCACAACAAUGGGAAACUCAGGCUUUGAAGGCCAUCGCAACCAUCGCCAAGGCCUACCGAGACUACUUGCACACCCUGGGCACACCAUCGGGUGAAGUGGCGUAUGUAGCCGAUUUCACUGCGGAAGAGAAAGAGGAGUUUGAGGAAGUUUGCAAGGUUUGCUUCUGCAAGUUUGCACGUGGGAAUGGGAAAUCAGGAGCGGCGCAGAACACGCCUCUUAGUGCUUCUGCGACUGUUUCGGCGGAACCACGAUUAGGCCACGAGGGCACAGGAAACGACAACGGCCCGAUUGCAUAG
Messenger RNA from Symbiodinium sp. CCMP2592, 1386 nucleotides. The record is from the annotation of a GenBank genome assembly. NCBI's taxonomy places the organism in Eukaryota, Dinophyceae, Suessiales, Symbiodiniaceae.